This is a messenger RNA of Pyricularia grisea, 762 nucleotides long. RefSeq lists its product as uncharacterized. The record is from RefSeq and is a predicted model, not a curated record. Gene Ontology annotation, molecular function: oxidoreductase activity, acting on the CH-OH group of donors, NAD or NADP as acceptor. The transcript is spliced from 3 exons. Lineage: Eukaryota; Fungi; Ascomycota; Sordariomycetes; Magnaporthales; Pyriculariaceae. The coding region runs from base 1 to 762 and encodes 253 amino acids.
AUGUCAACAUAUCUUGUCACUGGCGCUAGCCGGGGAUUGGGCCUCGCGUUUGUGAGGAAGCUCCAAGAACAGCCCCCGAGCGAGGUCUCGAUCGUCUUCGGGACGGUCCGUGCGGAGCCAUCAAGGGAGCUACAGCAGCUCGCCGACUCGUCCCAAGGUCGUCUUGUCAUCAUCCACAUGACCCUGACCGAGAAGGAGAGCAUCGCCAAGGGCAUCGAGCAGGUCAAGAAGAAGCUCGAUGGACAGGGCCUCGACGUGCUCAUCAACAACGCCGGUAUUAUAGCCUACUCCAAGAGCAUUGAGGAAAUGGACAACCUUCGCCAGAUGUUGGAAGUAAACGUCGAGGCUGUUCACGACGUUACCGCGGCCUUAUUGCCCCUGUUGCGACAGGGCAAGCAGAAGAAGAUAGCAAACAUUGGGUCGAGUGUGUCUUCCAUGGCAAACGCCCGCAAGUGGAUGAUAUCGACACAAUACGCCUACAAGAUUUCCAAAGCCGCUGUCAAUGCCCUCACUCUUCAGUAUGCGUAUUCACUCGAGGAAGAGGGGUUCGCAGUGUUUUCCAUUUGUCCUGGCUGGGUGAAAACGGACAUGACGAGUUACACUGCGGACUUGGAUGCUUCGACGUCCGCGGAGGGUGUCUUGAGAGUGAUAGCAAAGAAUGGCAAUGAUUUAAAUGGAAAAUUCUUGAAGAUCCACGUCCCAGGUAUGGAGGUUCGCCCGGGCGCGCAUCACGAAUACAAUGGGGCGGAGAUUCCUUGGUAG